Astrephomene gubernaculifera is the source of this 2244-nucleotide messenger RNA. NCBI's taxonomy places the organism in Eukaryota, Viridiplantae, Chlorophyta, Chlorophyceae, Chlamydomonadales, Astrephomenaceae. The record is from the annotation of a GenBank genome assembly.
GUAGUAUUCCUUUUCCCUAAGAAUCAAAAAUAGCCUUAGCAGGAACUGACAAAUUCCGCGAGUUACCAACGCAAGCCUACCACAUACAUCCUUGUGUGUCCAACUUUUUCCAAGCAGUCAAUUGAAUCAUAGUGGGUGUUCAUGCCUUCCAGAUAGGUUGUUUAAGGUCUCAAAGGCCGCACAGGCCAUUCUACGCGGUAAAUGUUUAAUAAUAAGCCCUUCGCUCUUGCGCUUCGCGCUUUACAUCUACCUAUUCCACACGUUCGGCCACCGCGGCACCAGCGUAGCACUGUCGAGUCUCGGCGGCAACUAUGCAUCUCAGCCGCUCAGGCAUCUCUAGGACCAGUUCUUCAGACUAUCGCCAAGUCAGGUGUCCGAUGGGGAGGGUCUGCAGCUCUCUUUGCCAGCGCAGCUUUCGCGCUGGCGCAAAACAACCGCGCGGCAGACUCGGAGGACCAUGAGGAUUUGUCAUCAGAAGCCCUUCCUUGGGUGCGCGAGCUAGCAGCGGAUGAGAAUGUGGAGGAGGUGCUGUCGCCAGGUCAGCAGCUCCGCCGGCAUCCUGUCGGGAAGUACGUCGUGGACCAGGACCACCUGUUUGAGACGAUGGUUCGCAGCGGCCAGAUAAAGGAGCUCCGCUGCUUCUACGACACGCAACGCCAGAUCUUUUACAGCGUGGUGGAGUUGGGCCGCGAGGUGUGCGGCUUCCCCCAAACGGUACACGGCGGCCUCACAGCGGCCCUGGUGGACGAGACGCUGGGGGGGCUGGCGGUGGCGUUGUGGCGGGCGGGGCAGCUGGGCUUCCGGCCGCCCGCGUACACCGCUCGACUGGAGGUCGACUACAAGCGGAAAAUCCCCAACGGCAGUGUCAUCCUGGUGACCACGGAGGUGGAGAAGCUGGAUGACCGCAAGGUGUGGUUGCGCGCCAGGGUGUGUAACGGCAAGGGCUCCGUGUACGCCACCGGGAGGGCUCUCUUCGUGGCGCCGCGCUGGCUGCCCGACUGGGUCAGAGCCAUCACGGGGCGGAGCGCGGGGCCGCGGGGGUGAGGGUGAGGGGCAUGACACAUGAGGGGGGGGCUGGUGGGGAAGGGUGCGGCAGCAGUUGUGACUCUUCGACGUAACCGUAAGGUUUUGACGGUGUGUGCGCGUGUGUUAUUGUGCGAAGUUGGGUGCAUGUGUGGUAGCAUGAGGUAGCAUGGAGUGUUGUCUGCACGGGGGAUGCAGUAGUUGAGCCGCGGCUGGCAGGUCUGUGGUGGCAGCUGGUGCUACAGGAGCGUUGAGAGAGGAGCAUGGAAGCAAAGCAUGAGCGGCUUAGGGUCUUUACUGUUGGGGGUGCAGCUGCAGGAUUGAUUGAAGACGUAAAGGGGCAAAGACCCUGCCAGACCCUUACAUCCAACGUAUACUGAGGAAAGGUGUGCGCUUUGGCACAUGAGGAUGGUUAGACCGGUUAGUACCGGUGACACCGACCUAGUUGAGCCCAACAUACGUCGUGUGGGGCGCAAUCGGACUUGCGAUGAUCAUGGUGAAAAGAAUUUGUGCACUUGACCGGUGAGGGGGCUUGGUGCCACUGCGGCUCAUGUUUGGGUCAAGAGGACCCUACGGACCAUGCGUGAGCGGCCUGAGAGUCAAGAUAUGCAGAAAUGGUUUUCCGCGCCCUUUAGUAACCGAGGUUUGCGUACUAUGGGGAAGUUGCUGUAUGCCUUCGUACGUGUGGCACAAUCGUAGUCGUGGUUGAUCAGUGACUGUGCUGUUUUGUAUGAUCAGUGGUCGCAAGCGCUGCUGGUUGUGUGUGACACGUUUCUUUACCGUGUUAUUUGCGAUGUCGCGUUGGACUAUUGCUUACCUGCUCUGGUAAUGGGCUGAUGACAAACCCAAAGAAUGAAGCACUAAAGCAAACCCACCGAACGAGAACGGGAAGGGAGCGACGCGUGGGGUGUACGAGGUGUUUGCUAUGCUGCUCCGCUUGGAGGUGCGAGGUAACGGUGUCGGAGGCCCUGCUAGCCAGUGCUGGGGCUAACCUGCCGCUCCAUCCUACAUUGUUCGAUGGCAGUUAUUAGCACAGUUGGGGGCGUCGUACAAGGGACGCCACGCUAUGUGUGGCGGUUGUGGGUCAACUGUCUAACUGGCAGCAUUGUCGGAAUUGUAUGGUAUGCCUGGCCCAACGACUUUCCGCGUACCUACAUGCCACUUUUCCUGACCCACAUGCCCACUAACAGCUCUGCUGCUCGCUUAAUGAGCCACGACGGC